Messenger RNA from Podarcis lilfordi (Lilford's wall lizard), 639 nucleotides. NCBI's taxonomy places the organism in Eukaryota, Metazoa, Chordata, Lepidosauria, Squamata, Lacertidae. The record is from the annotation of a GenBank genome assembly.
AUGUCGUAUCGAGGAAGAGGCGGUGGUGGAAGCUUCAAUCGUGGCGGUGGCAGCUUCAAUAGAGGUGGUGGCAGCGACGGCUUCAGUCGAGGUGGCGGUGGCUUCAAUAGAGGUGGACGGGGUGGUGGAAGAGGUGGAUUUGGCCGUGGAGGUGGUGGACGAGGAGGUUUCAACAGAUCAUAUGACCAAGGACCUCCAGAAAGUGUAGUCAUCCUGGGAGAGUUUAUGCACCCCUGUGAAGAUGACAUUGUUUGCAAAUGUGUGACUCAGGAGAGCAAAGUACCUUAUUUCAAUGCACCUGUCUAUUUAGAAAAUAAGGAACAGAUUGGGAAAGUGGAUGAAAUCUUUGGGCAGCUCAGAGACUUUUAUUUUUCAGUCAAAUUGUCGGAAAACAUGAAAGCUGCUUCCUUCAAAAAGUUGCAAAAGUUUUAUAUCGAUCCAGCAAAAUUGCUCCCUCUGCAGAGAUUUUUGCCAAGGCCUCCAGGUGAAAAAGGACCUCCGAGAGGUGGAAGAGGAGGCCGUGGUGGAAGAGGAGGUGGCAGAGGGGGAGGUGGUUUCAGGGGUGGCAGAGGUGGUGGAGGGUUCAGAGGAGGACGAGGUGGUGGAGGUGGCCGAGGAUUUAGAGGCAGAGGACGUUAA